GUGUGAAAUAAUUAAAACAAUCGUUUUACUAAGAUAAUCUGCUGGAAAAUUGAUAACGGCUGCGCAUAUGCCAGUCGCGCAAUUGAUGCCCAAUGCGCAAACGCUUAUAGUGGAGUUUAUAUUAUAUCUUAUAACAUUAUGUACGUGAAUAAUUGCUAUUGAUUGUAAUUGAAGUAGUAAAUUUGCAAAAAUGGUGGUGUGUCCUCCGUUCAAACUGUCUACUAAAGGUGGAUUCACCCUGAACAGGACACAACGGACGCGCCCAGCCCGACCGACACGACGCGAAACGAUUGUUAUAUUUCCAGACAGUGGUGGCGAAUUUUCUCCGAGAAAUGACAGUGAACUUUCUAAUGGUUAUUCUAUUACACCAAUCAAAAAUAAUAGUUUAUCUUUGCAAUCAAAUGGCGCUGAAGUUACCAAGGAAUUAAAGAUACAAAGUAACCCGAGCACACCAAGUAGAAAAUCUAGCCGUAAAGAUUCGGAUUUAUCUGAUGAUGAUAUAAUAGACAAUCGCAAAAGUAGCGCAGCCCGUGUAACUAUAUCUAAAUUAGUUAGUGUGGCUCCCACUAAACAUGUAGCUAAGCGAAGAGCGGUUAUACCGCCGCCGAUUCAGAUAGACACAACAGAUUUACAAUAUGAAAAGUAUGAUAAGGACCAAAGUUCCGCUACACAAAUCAGCAAAGCUAUCAUGAUGAAUGAUUUCCUGAGGAAUUUGAUGGAUGACGAGCGCUUAACUGCAGUGGUGGAAGCUAUGAGUCCUCAAGAGUUCCCGCCGGGCAGUCUUAUCAUCCGUGAGGGGGAGAGUGGCAGCCACUUGUACGUAUCCGCUUACGGAGAAUUUGAAGUCCUCAAGGGGGGUCAAGUCGUGAAGACAUUCGGAGCAGGAGAGGCAUUCGGAGAACUCGCCAUUCUGUACAAGGCAAAACGCUUUGCUUCAAUUAGAUGUAUCGGCGAUGCAAAGGUAUGGGUGUUGGAGCGGCGCGUGUUCCAGAAGAUCAUGGUGCGCAGCGGGCGCCAGGAACAGGAAGACAACAUUCGGUUUCUGUCCUCCGUUCCGCUACUGCAGGAGAUCCACCCCAUAGAGCUCACUAAAAUGUCCGGCUUCUUGAAGAGAGAAUUCUUCUCCGCCGGCACCGCAGUGGUGAGGCAAGGUGACCGCGGAGACAAAUUCUACAUCAUCCGCGGCGGCACGGUGGCGGUCACCAAACGCGAUGCCGACGUUGAAGAACGCGUUGGAACACUGCGAAGAGGAGACUACUUCGGCGAGCAAGCGCUGAUGCAUGAAGACCGGCGGCUGGCCACCGUGACCGCACUACCGCCCGGCGUGGAAUGCUUGACCCUAGAAAGAGGACCGUUCACUGAUUUCCUCGGACAGGUAGAUGAACUAAAACGAAAACGACACUUGGUACCGGGGCCAAGUGAGCCAAAAAAGGGUUCCCAAGUGAAAAGUGAGUUUGAGUACGUAGAGCUGAAAGACCUGGAGAUAGUGGGAACGUUGGGUGUGGGUGGUUUUGGGCGAGUCGAACUGGUGCAAUACAAAAAGGAUAAGACGAUUACCUUCGCCCUCAAAUGCCUCAAGAAAAUCGAGAUGGUACAACAACAGCAGCAGCAACACGCUUACAACGAGAAACACAUCAUGAUGGUGUGCGACAGUCCCUUCCUCUGCAAAUUAUAUCGUACGUACAAAGACAACAAGUAUGUAUACUUCCUGAUGGAGCCUGUCUUGGGGGGAGACGUGUGGACGAUCCUUCAGAAGCAGCGAUUCUUUGCCGAAAAUGUGGCUCGGUUUAUGACGGCAUGUGUGGUGGAGGCCUUCGAAUAUCUACACUCGAAAAACAUCAUCUACAGGGAUCUUAAGCCGGAAAACUUGAUGCUCGACAAACACGGAUAUAUCAAACUGGUCGACUUUGGGUUUGCAAAACUUAUAGCACCUAAUAGCAAAACGUGGACGUUCGCGGGUACGCCUGAAUAUGUGGCUCCAGAAAUUGUAUUAAAUAAGGGUCACGACCGAGCAGUUGACUGCUGGGCUCUUGGCGUGUUCAUUCACGAGCUGAUAGUGGGUAAACCGCCUUUCCGAGCGCCCGGAAACGACCACAUGAAGACAUACACACUGAUCUUGCAAGGCAUCGACGCUGUGGUGUUCCACCGGCGUGUAUCCAACUCAGCCAAAAUUCUAAUCCGCAAGUUGUGCCGUGCGGUGCCCGCUGAGCGUCUCGGCUACCUCAAGAACGGAAUGGGAGAUGUCAAAGCCCAAAAGUGGUUCCUAGGUUUCGACUGGGAGGGUUUACGGGAGAGGAAGCUGAAACCACCUCUCACACAGCCGGUGGCUAAUGACUGGGACUUGUCCAACUUCGAAAAGUAUCCUAAGGACAAACUACCGCCCGAUGAAACUUCAGGAUGGGACUUUGAUUUCUGAUCCACCUUUUGCCGCAAUCAUCUAAAAAUAUUGGGAAUAGAUUUUAUGCCCGUUUGCACCGUCAUACUCUUAAGCUAGGUACUCCUAGAAGAGAUGCCAAAACCUAAGCAAGCAACAACUAAAGAAAAUUUAGGUUUGCACCAACUUAAAAAUCGUUAGAUGUUCUUAACUUUGAAUACUCACAAUAAGUGAAUGGACAGAAAAUGAAUCGUACAGCUAGUAAAAAAAUUGUCUUUGUCAUAAUUUAUUAAUGAAAGGCAACUUUCUAAUAAUACGCAAAAAUAAAGAUUUUUUUUUGAGAAAAUAUAAGACGUUCUGUAAAAUCCGAAAACUAUGACUUGCCAAGUUUAUCGUCUUAUGUUUUGGUGCAAACUAAAUUGACACUUAGGAGUCACCUAAAUACUUAAAAAACUUAAGUUUGGUGCAAACGGCCAUGAGUCUCAUUAUUUUGUGAUAGAUUUAAAAUGUUAGCCUAAUGUUGUCCUCGCAUUACCUAAUUCAUAAUACAUAGGUACUUAAUUAAGUCCAAGAUAUGUACAUGUUUAAUGUUCUGAGAACUUAUAUUUGGUUAUUGUUAUUCGUUCAGUAAUUUAUUAUACCUGAAUUUGACUACUUACUUAAGUAAAUACGUAGUUAAAUACCUACUGUAACUACAAUCUCGCUUUUUUAUCAAAAAUUAUUUCAAUGCAAAACUUUUAAGUAAACUUUAAUUAGAGUUGCUAGAAAGGAUACGGUCAUAUACAGAAACGUUCAUUAACAUUUAAGUUGUGUUAACCUUGAUGCUUUAUUUGAUAUUUACAUGAUUUGCAAAUGGCAAUAAAUAGUCGUGAAAUAAAUUUUAAUUUAAAUACGAUUUUGACAAAAUAACUAAGUAAAUACGGUCAUGGUAAAUGAUAAAUCUUUCGGUUGUUCAUUAUUUUGUGUCAAUAAAAUUAUGUCAAUAACAGCUAAUUGCGACCGACAGAUAACACAAAUUGAUACAAUGUCGGUAAAUUGGUUAUCUGCGAUCACAGUGCAUGACACCUGUAAAUAGAUUGAUAUAUAACAGAUGUAAGUGUCUACGCAUAAGUCUAUAAUUUAUUUUUUUAUGUAAAUACCUACAUAUAAUCUAUGCACUCUGCAUUUUGAUUUACCUGAGAAACUUUACUAGCUAAUUCAGAAAAUGUUUUUUUUUUAUAUUUUUUUUC
Messenger RNA from Chilo suppressalis (striped riceborer), 3603 nucleotides. Lineage: Eukaryota; Metazoa; Arthropoda; Insecta; Lepidoptera; Crambidae. The record is from the annotation of a GenBank genome assembly.